Zymoseptoria tritici IPO323 is the source of this 3028-nucleotide messenger RNA. RefSeq lists its product as uncharacterized. The record is from RefSeq and is a predicted model, not a curated record. NCBI's taxonomy places the organism in Eukaryota, Fungi, Ascomycota, Dothideomycetes, Mycosphaerellales, Mycosphaerellaceae. The coding region runs from base 239 to 3028 and encodes 929 amino acids. The transcript has a single exon.
GCGCAUGAUUUGCUUGCGAGUGUGAAAGCAGUCUCGUUUCGCGGCUAUAUCAGUCACCGAGAACACUUGGCAUCCGACACCUCUUCCCCAACCUGCUUCUUCUGCUUCUUCAACCUUCUUCCACAAUCUUCCUCCACAACCGUCUUCUCCCCUUCACCAACCACUUACUUCAUUCACAACUCUCUUCCGUUCGUCCACAACAUCGUCGUCCAGGGCUCAGCUACAGCCGCAACAAAACAUGAAGCGAGAGAGGUCGAGCAGUUCGCUUGGCGACUGUGCCACUCAGCUUGAUGACACCAAGACUCCAGAGAACGACGCCCUCGAGAACAUUCGGCCCACGAAGGCUGCUUACUGUCCUCGCUUUGGGAGGGCCGAAAGAGCUGUGGGAGACGCCGUGACCGGCUUCGUUACCAAGUACGAGCAGCGCAAGGCUGCAGGAUACCGUAGCAAGGAAAUCGAACGCCUUGCCAGCGAGUUGGCAAAUUACCGUCUCCCAGCUGAGCAGUACCCAAGAAGCCUUCCAAUGUCCCUCUGCGGCGCCAUGGGAGCUGGAAAAUCGUUGACUUUGAGCUGCCUCCUUGACACAAUCGACAUCUCUCCUGACAGUGACAGCCACACACGUGGAACUGUGCUCGUAAGCGAGUUCUCUGAUUCCAAAGCUUGGCAGAACACCAAGUAUCGUGUCAAUGCUGUUUACCUGGCCCCCGCCGAGAUUCGGGCUACUAUCAAGAAGCGUUGCGGAGAAAUAUUCGCGUUCUUGGAAUGUACGGAUGAGUCUGGCAAUCAGGAUGACGCUGAGGUCGAAGACCCGGAAGUUGAGGCCGAGGACUACGAAGCCGCCAUCCAAUACUUGCACAUGUUGGUCUGUGGAGACAGCUGCUUUGAAACGGAAGUUGAUCUGGAGGAUUACUUCCAGAGCCAGUACAAUCAAUGGAAAACGUCGGCAACUCAGCCGCAAAGGGCCAUCUCCAAGGCGGUUGUCGACACCAUGAUGAAGUCAGUCACGAAUAUGAUGGCAACGAAACAGACUGAAGCGCUUCUAGCGUCAACGACCGAACAACUAUCGGCGGCUAGGUCCACCGUAUCCGGAUCAGACACCGCCGGAGGACCCCAGACUUGGCCCGUCAUAUCUAUGAUCGAGGUGCGAUGCAAGACGCCCCUUCUAAUCGAGGGUAUUGCGAUAGCGGACACUCCAGGGAACACGGACACUGAUCGCUGGGUCGUGGAGGGCACGAAUGCCUACAUUGAUCGAGGAGGACCGGUCAUCAUCGUCGCGCCUAUAGAGCGCUGUGGCAAGGACGGAGAGCUCACUCGAAUGGUCAAGAGCCAGAUGUUCCGCAAAGAGCAGAUGUUCCUUGUCUUGACCAAGACUGACAAGGUAACCAACACGCUCACACCUCAGGAUCGGAAAGACAUGGACCCCAAGCUCGCCGCCAAUCUUCAGUCAGCGGAAGAGUCAAUGGCGCAGCUCCAGGAGGAAGUCCAAACACUUGAGGCACAUUGCGAGCGCCUACUGCAGAAUCCGACAGGAGAGGCAUUCAUCGAACAUACCGCCACUAAAGCCCGUCAAGCCUUGGUCUCGAAGUCGAUCAUUCAGGCUAAGAACAGGAUUAGACAAGUUGCAGUCGAGAAUCGCAACAUCACGACGAAAGCAUUCCUCAAGGAAAAGUUCCGGAAGCUCAGCAAUCUUGACGAUGCUCCCGAAGUCGAAGUGGUGUGUGUCUCCGGUAGCGAGUACAAGAAGCACCUUGGGCAUGCGGCCGACGAAGAUCCUCCUUGGCUAAGUAAGGAGGAAACCGGGAUCCCAGAACUUCAGCGCCUCAUUCUUGGUAUCCCGGCGACGGAAAGAUACGAAGCGUUGCACCACAUUGCCACAGACCAUCUUCCCGACUGUCUGCGAAGAAUCGUCAGAACCUUGAUGCCGAAGUCGAGUCCAACUACUGCUGGAGACGAUCUGCGCAGUACUAUACUGCAAUUCUGGGAUGAGUAUCGUAGCAAGGUCAUGAAGCUGUUGCGCGUAGACAUGCGUGACGCCUACGAAGCAGAAUUCGCGCGGUGUUUCAAGAAUCUAUCCAACAGCGGGGCCUGGGAGACACAAGCAAAGACCCUUUUGUCAUCAUGGAGCAAGUACCGGGCCAACACCUUCAAAGCCUUCUGCAAACGAGACGGUCUAUGGAGACCUAAAGGCGAACGUGAUAGUAUCUCUUGGAACGAGGGCAUUGGGUCUUUCCUAGGGCAACAAGUCGGACCUGGCUUCAAUGCCUUGAGCAGACAAAAUUCCAACAACAGACGCGCUGCGAAGUGCAGCGCUGUGACGCUGUUCGAAAGACUAAGCAGUGCAUUGCAGGAGGACGUCUAUACGAAUGUCCCAGAGCAGGACGAUCUUAUCGCGGUCUUUCAGCAUGCAACCAGCGCCAUGCAAAAGCUCACAAACCAGGCGUUCAAUCAAUUCAGCCGGGACUUGAACAAGAUCUACUCCAACGCUGUCAUGCGCGAUACCACAGCGGAGUCAUACAUUUCGAGGGCAAUGCAUACGUCCUACGUGAAUGCUGUACUCGCCAAGGGCGCACUCCAUAACAGAGGGAACGGCAAAAAGCCGAUCCAAGGCAGCGCUCACCGGGCGCGUGUUGGUAUACUGCGAGCCGGUCUGCUCGGAAGCCCAGAAGAUCCCUCCGUCAAGAAGCUCGCCGCUCCAAGCGUAGUGGACGCGGUUGCUCAGCAUGCCCAGGAGGAGUUUACAGAUAAAUUGGACCUUGCUUGUGGCAAACUUUGGCCCGAGCUUGACAAGAUCAUCGAUUCCGUCCUGCAUGACUUCGACAUGCGCUGGUCCGCGAGCUGUGCUUCAGCAGCUGAAGAUGCGCAACACACCGAAGUGAAGAUACGUGCAGAGCGCGAUGCGCACCACGCUGAUAUCCUGAUCCGGGCAGCGCAGCAUGCGAUCGACCAGCUAGAGGGUCCGAUCAAGGGUCAUCUGGACGCUUGCAUGGAGUACGAGAACUCUGCUACACAGAACAAUACCGCCGAGUGA